This is a messenger RNA of Musa acuminata AAA Group (dessert banana), 853 nucleotides long. RefSeq names its product classical arabinogalactan protein 4-like. NCBI's taxonomy places the organism in Eukaryota, Viridiplantae, Streptophyta, Magnoliopsida, Zingiberales, Musaceae. The transcript has a single exon. The record is from RefSeq and is a predicted model, not a curated record. Bases 16 to 771 code for a protein of 251 amino acids.
GCACCCCGGCGGUUAAUGCGGGCGCCGUUGCCUCCGCUGGCCCCAGGUCGACACUCUGCUCCGUUUGAACCGCGACGCCACUGGCCUCGCCCGACACGUUGCGGCUCCGCCGGCGACCUCGGCCCUCUUCCUCCCCCCGGGUUGCGGACCCAUCCCUCUUCCUUCCCUAUAAAGCAAGGCCUCCUUCCCCGUUUUCUUCCACCACACUGCCCCAUUCACCUAUCUCCGAUCCUACAGCUUCGAUUUCGCUGGAAAAUGUAUCGCGCCACCGCUCUCGUCGUCCUCUUCGUGGCCGCGGCCGGCUUCGCAGCCGCUGCCGACGCCCCGGCACCCGGACCCAACGCCAAGACUGAGCAAACGGCGCCGAUCCAUUCUCCAGCGAAAUCCCCCACCACGGCUCCCACCCCCGCCAGCUCCCCGGCUACCUCCGCGGUCUCCGGCCCCGCCAACGCUCCCGCUCCCGCAACCGCGGCGCCCGCGAAUGCUCCGGGUCCCGCGACGGCCCAGGGCCCCGCUGCUGCGGCACCAACGACCACCACCUCGCCAUCGUCCUCACCCGCCGCGGCGCCGGGCCCCAAUACCUUGGAUGACGAAGAUGACAUCCCGACUGAUGGCCCCAUCCCCGGAAGCCCCCCAGAGCCGUCCGUUGCCGCUUCCCCGGAGGAUGAUCUGAGCCCGACGGCGACGACUAGCAGCGCGGGAGCUUCUUUGGCAGCCGGCACCGCCUUCGGCGCACUCUCCGCCGUUCUGGUGGCCGUCUUGGCUUUCUAAAGUUUCAAUUGGAUUUGUCCAAAUUAAUUUGGGAGCAAUUCUCCGUCUUUUAAUAAAUGAAUGGGGCAUUUUUUUACAUAUA